This is a messenger RNA of Myxocyprinus asiaticus (Chinese sucker), 408 nucleotides long. Its product is annotated as 40S ribosomal protein S17-like. Lineage: Eukaryota; Metazoa; Chordata; Actinopteri; Cypriniformes; Catostomidae. The coding region runs from base 1 to 405 and encodes 134 amino acids. The record is from RefSeq and is a predicted model, not a curated record. Gene Ontology annotation, biological process: translation. Gene Ontology annotation, molecular function: structural constituent of ribosome. Gene Ontology annotation, cellular component: ribosome. The transcript is spliced from 5 exons.
AUGACUACUGGCUCUCUUUUCAACUGCAAGAAAGCUGCUCGGGUCAUCAUAGAGAAGUACUACACCCAUCUGGGCAAUGACUUCCACGUCAGCAAGAGGGUGUGUGAGGAGAUCACCAUUAUCCCCAGCAAACCUCUACAAAUCAAGAUAGCGGGGUAUGUGACUCAUCUGAUGAAGCGCAUUCAGAGGGGUCCUGUCAGGGGCAUCUCCAUCAAACUGCAGGAGGAGGAGAGGGAGAGACGCGAUAACUACGCCCCUGAGGUUUCCGCUUUGGAUCAGGAGAUUAUUGAAUUAGACCCAGACACAAAGGAGAUGUUGAAGAUUCUCGACUUUGGGAGCCUCUCCAACCUGCAGGUCACACAGCCAAGUGUUGGAAUGAAUUUCAAAACACCCAGAGGAGUCUAGAUG